AUGGCAUCUAGCAUCAGUGCUAAACAUGGAUUAUUAAGCAGUAAAACGUCGUUGUAUGGAGCUCUUCACAGAAAGAUAUCACCCAGCAGGAUACAGAGUGUGAGAGCAGCAACCAGCGCGACGGCAGACUCACAACUCAACGAGAAAUACUGUCUGGAGCUGGUCCGGUCCAGAGACUAUGACGGCUUCGUGUCCUCCCUCCUCCUCCCAGAGGAGGUGCGGCGCUCCUCUUUGGCUCUGAGAGCCUUUAAUGUGGAGCUGGCACAGGUGAAGGACUCCGUUUCCCAGAAGACCAUUGGUUUGAUGCGAAUGCAGUUCUGGAAGGCGGCCAUUGAAGACAUCUACAGAGACGAUCCUCCGAACCAGCCCGUCAGUGCCGAGCUGUGGAGGGCGGUGAGGAAACAUUACCUGACAAAGAGAUGGCUACUGAGGAUCAUAACAGAGAGAGAGAAGGAUCUGGAUGACCGAGCCUACAGAAACCUCCAGGAGCUGGAGGCGUAUUCAGAGAACACACAGUCCUCCUUGUUGUACCUGCUGCUGGAGAGUUUAGGGUUGAAAAAUGUCCACGCUGACCACGCAGCGAGUCACAUCGGUAAAGCUCAGGGAAUCGUGACGUGUCUGAGAGCGACUCCUUAUCACAGCAGCCGACGGAAAGUCUACCUGCCUAUGGACAUCUGCAUGCUGCACGGAGCUUCCCAAGAGGACUUCAUCCGCGGCAGCCGGGAGCAGAACGUCCGGGAUGUCGUGUACGACAUCGCCAGUCAGGCUCACGUACAUCUACAACACGCGCGAUCAUUUAGCAGCAACGUCCCAGCAACUGCCACUCCAGCCUUCCUCCAGACCGUGGUGGUGGAGGACUACCUACAGAGAGUGAGGAGGGCAGAUUUCGAUGUUUUCAGCCCCAGUCUGCAGAACAAAAACCCCCUCCUCCCCUUCCAGCUGUACCUCCGCUCCUGGAAGAAGACCUACUGACUGUCCCCCCAGAGUCUUCGCCUCUCUGGGGGAUUCUGCCUGAAGGAACACACUGUAGCACGUCUAUAAAGAAACCCAGACUUGUUUUGAAUCACCGUGCUGCAACUGAAAUCUGCCUCCUAAAUAAUAAACCCACAACCACAAACCGCAGCAGAGACACAGACUGUCCUUUCUCAACAUCUGGUUCGCACACCAGCUUUGGUCCUUCAGAAUUCAAGUAUUUCACAUCUUAUUUGUGAAUGUACGAGGGAAAUGUUUUAUGCAAGGACUUAUUAAAGGAUUAUUCCAAGGAUGAUAACAUUUUAACUACCAAGUUAAUUACUGAGGUCUUGAAACACUAAAAUGAAGAAACAGGUGAAGAAACAGGAGCAGUCAGACGAUCAGACAAACCAACAUAUUUGGGAAAAUGUCUGUUGGUUCCCGCUUCAGCAGUGACCUAACACACGUAACCUCACGAGUACAAGAGAGUACACAAGGAAGAGCCAUCUAUCUUCAUCACAUCACAGGCUUGAUGUAGAAUGAUAAAGUCCGAACUUUGAGUCAGAUGUUCGUUAGCUAAUGUCGCCAGCAUGCAGCGGUGGAAGAAGUAUUCACAGCUUUUACUUUAAAGUACCAAUAACAACAGUUUAGAAAUACUCUGUUACAAGUAAAAAUACUUGUUAUUUCAGAAUAGUAUAUAUUAUUGGAGUAUAAUUAUUGAUUAAUAUGUAAACAUCAUUCAUUUUGCAGCUGCUGAAGGUGGAGCUAAAACAACUUUAUUUACCGCUGAAUAGUUUGAUCUAUAAUAAUACAUCAUGUAUUAGUUAAUUGUACGUUCUGUAAUAAACUGGAUCUGUAAUGCAACAACAUCAGAGUUUUAAAGCAGCAUAAAAUAAAAAUUCUCAAGUACCUCUAACUUCUACUUAAGUACUUCACUCAAAUAUCUGUACUUCUACUCCUUACAUUUUCAAAACAGGCCCGGUACUUUUAGGUUGAUGCAUUUAUUGUUAUUAAGUUUUUUUGCAUCAUUGCACGCCUUCCCAACAUCAGGACCGGUGCGUAUCACCGUAUCGUCGUCAUCAAAGACGAGAGAGGGAGACUAACUUUGCACAGAAACAGACGGUACAUUUCAGAGCCCGUGCUUUUUCACUUUCACUUGAGAAAACAAUCAGUUCUUCUACUUUUACACAAGUAUCUGUACUUCUACUUGAGUAAAGAACAUGUAUUUUGAAUAACGUAAUAGCAACCAAUCAGAGCCAAGAAAACUAGAAAGAUGCUUUGGGUUGGAGGCUUGAAGAUAGCUGAUUGUCCCACAGAAUUUCUAGGCUCACAUAUUACCUGUCUCAUGUUCUACUGUCAGGAUAUAGUGAAAGUUUCAGCGAAAUAAUUUAUAAAAAUGACCAAAAAAUUGCAGCUUUAACGGCAUUAAUGUCAGGAAACAAAGCAGCUUGGUUCCGACUGUAAAUACGCUGGUACAUACUGAUAAAUGGACCACAGGUGAGUUCUUUAGUACUCAACUCGUCACAGCGAGCACAUUGUUUCCCUGUGCAAUGACGGACUAUUACCAACAUUAAUCACUUUCAGUUUAACCUCCAAAUAAAGUGGUUUAGAUAAACUGUUGGAUUGUUCCCAACUUGUCUGUUCGCCUGACUGCUCUUGGUGGGAAAAAAACACAAAAAUAACACCCACAGUGUAACACCUGCAAUUAUCCUUUCCAUUGUUUUAUUGCUUGUACCUUCAGAGGAAGACGAAGAGAAAGAAGCAUUGGAAGAAGACAGCAGGAGUGUCAGUCUGUCACCAACAUGGCAGAUCCUGGUAGAAAAGCUGCUGUCCAGCCGUGAUGGUUACUAUGGUAACGGAAUGAAUUUAUUUAUUCAUUACAUCCUUCGGUAUUUUCAUUAGUUUGGUUCCUAAUCCCAUCUGACUCUUCAAUCUUAAUAAAUGAUAAAACUUUCACAGCAAAUUACUCGCCAUAUUUCACCUCAGUGAUUCAUAGUUUGUUUAUUUAUUUGUUUGUUGCAAGGAUUCUGUGAUCUUCCCUUUUCUCUCUCCUCGUCUGUCUAAUUGUGGCUGCAGAGGAAAAUCUCACAGAGAAGAAUUCAGAUAUCAUUUUGGUCCGAGAUUCAGUGGGUUUGUUUUUUUUGGAGCCACUCAGCACAGAGAGUGACUCAAGGAGGGAGGGACCAAUCAAUGGGAAGAACAGAAUCUCAAAAGAUAAUGAGGAAGAAGAUGUACACUCAGGCUGCAUCAAAUAAGGAACAUUUUAUCUUUGAAAAGACUUGAUACAAAGCACACCUGUGGAGAGCUGUUUGAAGUUUCCUACUGCACAAAUACAUCAAUGUACUCACACUGGCCCUGCCGUCUGUGUGUGUAACUGUUCUCCUGAGAUAAAUCUUAUCUUCUGCAGCUGUUAUCAAGCCAAACUGAGCCCAUAAUGGAAAGAAAAUAACUGCUGUAUGUUAGUUUUGCUUCACGCUGGGGCUGAAAAACCUCCAGGAGGAUGAGAAACGACUGGAGGGCCAAUCGCAGACCGUAGGCGUUAAAUUAUGCACUGAAUUACCCCGAAAGGAAACACACCCACACAUUAUGUUUAGCAUCUGAAGGUUAAAAUAACACCAGCAUCUUUAAAUAAAGCAAAGUAUGACAUUU
Molecule: messenger RNA, 3600 nt
Organism: Morone saxatilis (striped sea-bass)
Lineage: Eukaryota; Metazoa; Chordata; Actinopteri; Moronidae
Gene: ndufaf6
Product: NADH:ubiquinone oxidoreductase complex assembly factor 6
Exons: 9
Coding region: 1-972 (323 amino acids)
Biological process (GO): mitochondrial respiratory chain complex I assembly; biosynthetic process
Cellular component (GO): mitochondrion
Source: RefSeq, a predicted model, not a curated record